AUGUCUUCGAGAAUCUCACCUUUAGACUUAUUAAACAAAACAACGAAGCCAUACAUAAAUGUAUGUGCACCCAUGGUGAGAUAUAGUAAAUUGCCAUUCAGAGAGUUAAUUAUGAAUUAUAAAGUAGAUUUAACAUACACACCAAUGAUCUUGGCCAAAGAAUUUAAAAAUUCUCAGGUAGCCCGAGAUUUUGAAUUCACCACAAACAAGAAUGAUACACCAGUAAUUAUACAAUUUGCAAGUAAUGAUAACGUGGAAUUAUUGAAAGCCUUGGAAUUGGUUGUUGGAUAUGUGGAUGGGGUUGAUAUAAAUUGUGGAUGUCCACAGAAAUGGGCAAUAAACGAAGGUAUUGGAGCUCAUUUAAUGGAAGAACCAGAAAUUGUCAGAGAUAUGAUUAGAACGAUUAAAGGUAGUGGAUUGAAUAUACCGAUUUCUAUAAAGAUUAGAAUUCAUAAUGAUUUAAAAAAAACUCACGAAUUUGUAAAACGUGCGGAAGUCGCUGGAUUAGAUUUCAUAACUGUCCAUGGUAGAACGCGUCGUGCAAAAUCAUCUUCACCCGUCAAUGUUAUGGCAAUAAAAUUAUGUAAAGAAUCAAUAAAUAUUCCAUUAAUAGCUAAUGGUGAUGUGUUUUCAUUAAAAGAUGCAGAUAAAUUAUACGAGGUUACCAAGUGUGAUGGAGUUAUGAGUGCAAGAGGUUUAUUAAAGAAUCCUACACUUUUCACGGGACUUGAAUAUACAUCUUGGAAUUGUAUAGAGAAAUUUGUUAAACUUUCUAUUGCUUAUGGAACAAAUCAUUUCAUUUUUCAUCAUCAUUUGAUGUAUAUGUUCGAAGAAGUUAUGAGUAAUGCCGAGAGAAAAACUUUUAAUACAUUAACAAGUAUUCCAGCUAUCAUCGAUCACUUGGAAGAAAAUUAUGGUUUACAAAUAUAA
This is a messenger RNA of Diversispora eburnea, 930 nucleotides long. The record is from the annotation of a GenBank genome assembly. NCBI's taxonomy places the organism in Eukaryota, Fungi, Glomeromycota, Glomeromycetes, Diversisporales, Diversisporaceae.